Messenger RNA from Gongylonema pulchrum, 441 nucleotides. The record is from the annotation of a GenBank genome assembly. Lineage: Eukaryota; Metazoa; Nematoda; Chromadorea; Rhabditida; Gongylonematidae.
AUGAUUUCGGACGUGCUCGGUUUGCUGUUCGGCCAAAUAGCUGUUCUUGCAAUGCUGCGCUUAUUCAAGACCAUGCCCAGGCAGUGGUUUCGUGAGCACAUCCAUCCCGCCAUUCGAUGGGUUUUGCGAUGUGGUAUGCCAAACUGUGCUUCUCGGAAUAUCAGAAAUCUGAAAGCAAAUUCGGCAUCGCAUUCGAACGUGGAAAAGGAUGAUGGUGAAGCAAAGGCUAUCGUAAAAACGAUCGAAAAAGCACUUCUCAAUUUGCGAAACUAUGAUUUGCAACUGCUACACUUUGAAGAGACAUUUAUUGGCUCGUUGGUCACUCUGAUGGUCAUCUUUUGCAUCCUCUUCACCCUCGGACUAUGGCUACGACGGCUGUUUUAUUUGUUGUCAAAUGUAACCAAUUACGUAAAUUUUGAAUUGUGUGAUAAGGAAGUUUAG